AUGGAGUCACUUGCUGGUGUCACAGCACCUAGUACAUCAAAUUCUAGGGCUAAGCUUCUCGAUGAAAUGUCUCAUGAAGCGGAAACCAAUGCACUUCGAAUCAUUCAAGCUAAAUUAGAAAAACCAGAGGGUUUAGAAAGACUCGAUCAAUUACGAACAGCAGCUUCUCAACGAAAGUAUGCUCUUGAUGAGCAAUUGCGCACAGCAGUGCAAUCUCAAUUGGAAGACAUAAAUACUGGCAUCACUCAAUUACAAAACUCCCUCCGUAAUAUGAGGAUAAUCGAACAUAAAAUGUAUGAAACAGAUGAAAUAUUACAGAAAAUAAUCUCAUUACAAUCGAAGCUGGACGAUUUAUGUCAUGAAGCACAUACUUAUCAACAAUUAGCACUUGCUCAAGUUAAUCUUGAUCAUAUUAUCAAAACACCUGAAAACGUGAACAAAGCAGCUGAUUUAUUGGCUCACGAAAAACUUCUUCAAGCUCAUCAACUGGUAAUUGAGAUUGAAAAUACUCGCAACUAUCUACUCUUCGAAUUGCAUCAAACUCAAGACGGAGAUUCCCAUGCCGAUAAUAUUCAACUAGUGACUAACUAUUUUGCUGAUCAUCAAAGACUUGUUGGACAGUUGGAACAAUUGAUAUCAUCUCAAAUUUCUCGAUGGUAUCAUUGUGCGAUCAGUGCACCGGAACAAUUAGUGACAGCAUUACGACUUAUUGAACGUGAAGAACAAAUAGAUCGAUUCUGGGCGGAGAAGAAAAAUUUGACUGGAUUUAGCCCACCGGAUCGACCAAGACAAUGGAGAAUGCUUUGUUUUGAUUUGUUAAGAAAGAGUGUGAAACAUCGAAUCGAAGGAAUUCAGUUGGAAACAAAAGAAGAAGAGCAAUGCUGGUUAGAACAACAUUUCAAAAGAUAUCGACGGAUGUUUUUACAAGAUUUCCGAAUCAUUACAAAAACUUGCUCACGUUGUUUUCCAAAACAGUAUGAUAUUGUCAAUCGUUUUCUUGGAUACUAUCAUAAUUGUUUGAAAGAACAUAUCACUGAAAUAUGUAAUCUAAAACAACGAAAUGAAGGCGAGACAUUAACAAUUGCAGACGUGUUUGCUUUAGUAACAUUUGUUCGUGAUUAUCAAGAUGUUGAAUGUUUACGAAGUCCAGAGUUACGAUUAGAUACCAGUCAUUUGUCUCCAUUAUUGGAAAAAGAUAUGUUAGUAGCAAUUACAGAUGUGUUCAUCAAUGAAAUGAAACAGAAAGUUCCGGAAUGGAUGUCAAACACCAUAUCGAGAGAAACUAAGGAUUGGUAUGCAUUGAAAGAAGUUGAUUUAACCCCGGAUCAUUAUUAUUAUACAUCGAUGCCACGGACACUAAAUAAUCUGAUUAUUCAAACGCUAGAUAUGGCAAAGAAAAUGUCGGAUGAAAUAUGUCAAAUAGUUCUCGAAAUGAUUUUAGAAAAGCUAAAUGAAUUUCAUAUUUCGUAUAUGAAUGAAAUAGAUCUUUAUACAAAAAAGUACUUCGCCGAUCGUCAAUCCUUUCGCGAUUGUUUCACCAAACAAAUGGUUGCUAAUGCAAAUGAUUGUGAAUCCAUGUCAACCGUUAUAGAUAUCCUUCGAAAAUAUGAUCAUAAUGAUUUAGAUGAUCUAUCAUCUUCAUCACAACAACAAUUGAAUCGAUAUGAAAACAUAGCGAAAGUAUUCAAACAAACAGCUAAGUCUUGUUGUGACAUUAUUCUACAAGAAAUCGAAAUAGAUACAUCGAAUUCUCUUAGAGGAUUAUUCACACGGGAUUGGUUUAGUGCCACAGCUAAAUCACAUUGUGGAACGAUUAUUGAAACAACCCGUGAUUAUUGGAGUUCAGAAUUAACACAUUUGAAAAAAGCUCUGUUAACUUAUCUCUUCUACACAUGGCAUAAACGUAUCUUAGCGCAUUACUUACGAAAUGUACUCUCACAGAGUAUAACAAUCAAAUUCGAACGAUCUGAUGAACGACGUCAGUGUGCUACACAGUUACGUAGCGAGGCUAGUUUACUUGAGAAAGAAUUCAAAUCAUGGAUCGAAACGUCAUCCGAAGGUGCAAUUGAAUAUCAUUUUCAUAUUUUGAGUAACAUAGCUGAUAUUCUCGAACAAACAGAUUUGGAUUCUAUUGUUCUGGAAUUAGCAACAUUAGCGAAGAAAUAUCCAAGUUUAACGAAGGAACAGGUUAUUCAACUUUUAAGACUCCGUGGUGAUUUCACUAAACAAGAAGCUCGAGACAAAGCUGAUGCUGCUCUAGCAAAAAUGCCUCGUGUGAAUCAAGGUAUUCUCUCCGAACUUUCAGAAAUUAUCAAUCAAAUGAAAUGA
Messenger RNA from Adineta ricciae, 2328 nucleotides. The record is from the annotation of a GenBank genome assembly. Lineage: Eukaryota; Metazoa; Rotifera; Eurotatoria; Adinetida; Adinetidae.